GUGGUUUUCGGCUUCGUCAGAAAGCGGAGCUACAUUGUAAACACACUGCGUCCAUUUUCAAACCCGCCUGGAGAAACAUCAGACACCAACGUUGAACAUGGGGGCCGUACUCGGGCUUUGUUCCAUGGCCAGUUGGAUUCCUUGCCUUUGUGGCAAUGCUCCUUGCCUGCUGUGCGCAUGUUGCCCGAGUGGAAACAACUCAACCGUUACUCGGCUGAUCUACGCAUUUUUCAUGCUGCUGGGCGUGGGCAUCGCCUGCAUCAUGCUCAUGCCAGGCAUGGAAGGGCAUCUGAAGAAGAUUCCAGGUUUUUGUGAAGGAGGAAUGGGGUCGUCUAUUCCAGGGGUUGAAGGUCAUGUGAAUUGUGAUGUCCUGGUUGGUUAUAAAGCUGUGUAUCGUGUGUGUUUUGGGAUGGCCAUGUUCUUCCUCCUCUUCUCUCUCAUCAUGGUGAAGGUCAAAAGCAGCCAGGACCCACGAGCCGCUGUGCAUAACGGGUUUUGGUUCUUCAAAUUUGCGGCUGCCACUGCUAUUACAGUCGGAGCGUUCUUCAUUCCCGAAGGCCCCUUUACUACUGUCUGGUUUUACGUUGGCAUGGCUGGAGCUUUCUGUUUCAUCCUCAUCCAGCUGGUGCUCUUGAUCGACUUUGCUCACUCCUGGAACGAGUCCUGGGUGGAGAAGAUGGAGGAGGGAAACUCUCGUUGCUGGUAUGCAGCUCUUUUGUCGGCCACAACCAUCAACUAUGCUCUGUCCCUGAUGUCCCUGGUGCUCUUCUAUGUGUAUUACACUCACUCUGAUGGCUGCACUGAGAACAAAGUCUUCAUAAGCAUCAACAUGCUGCUCUGUGUUGGGGCGUCUGUCUUGUCCAUCCUGCCUAAAAUCCAGGAGUCGCAGCCCAGGUCUGGUCUCCUGCAGUCUUCUAUUGUUACCUUGUACACCAUGUACCUGACUUGGUCUGCCAUGACCAAUGAGCCUGACCGUAAGUGCAACCCCAGCUUGCUCGGCAUUAUUGGCCUCAACAGCACCAGCCCUGCUGGUCAGGACCAUGUUGUUCAGUGGUGGGAUGCUCAGGGCAUUGUAGGAUUGAUUCUGUUCCUGCUGUGUGUGCUGUACUCCAGCAUCCGCAAUUCCAGCAAUGCUCAAGUGAACAAGUUGACACUCACCAGUGAUGAGUCUGCUCUGAUCGAGGAUGGCCCCGCUCCAGAGAACUUCGAAGUGAGCGAUGGCACCAACCGUGCUAUUGACAAUGAGAAAGAUGGAGUCACCUACAGCUACUCUUUCUUCCACUUUAUGCUCUUCUUGGCCUCCCUGUACAUCAUGAUGACACUGACCAACUGGUACAGUCCUGACGCCAACUAUGAGACGAUGACCAGCAAAUGGCCCUCCGUGUGGGUUAAGAUCUCCUCCAGCUGGAUCUGCAUCUCUCUCUACGUGUGGACCCUGGUGGCUCCACUAGUCCUCACCAACCGUGACUUCGACUGAGAGGACACAUAGAAUUAAAGCUUGCUGUAAUUCUUUGCGGUAAUCUUUGUGAAUAUCCACCUGUAUAGGAUAGGAGACUUCUAAAUGUAAAUACUGUGUGUUUAAUUCAUUCAGCUAAACCUACAUGUGUUUUUUUUAUUUUGCAUGCUUUUAUGUAGGAGUUUGUAUGUUAAAAUAUAAAUUAGCAGGCAAAAUGAAGAACACAGCUUGUGUUUCUUGUUAUGUUGUAAAUAUAUCAUCCUAAAUUAAGAAUUUUAAGAGAACAACAGUGUUCUUUAAAAUGUUGGAAAUUGUAACUAAUUAAUAGUCUAUGUUUUCAAAAAAUAAGUUAUUUGUGAAAAAUAGCAGCAAUGCAAGUCAUGUUUUUUUUGUCAUUUCCUGUAAAACGCACAAGUAUACAGUGUUGCAUUUGCAUGUUACAAAUUUACAGGCAACUUAGAAUUGUCAGUUUUGUACUGCUUUUGGCUUUUUUUAAUCAUUUGCACGACAAACGUAAUAUAUUUAAGACCGUAACAGUGCUAACCCAUUUGCAACUUGCACAGGUUAGUUAGUGUGUGGCUUAUUUAUAACUUUAUGCUCGUAGCCAAUGUUUGUGUUGAACAAUGUUUUGCACUGAAUUUAGUUAUUUUACCUGAAAACCCUUAAUAGUUUACAUGUUCGGUAUCGUUACCCUUGUAGUCAAUGUCUUAGGCUCACUGGAAAAAUUUCUUGAUUCUUGAUUUCUGAGCUGCUCACAAAGCUGUCAGUGUUAUUUCUUGUGCAUUCUCAGUGCAUUGUAAUCAUCCCACAUUUCAUCUCAAUAAAGUUGUAAACCAAAACCAUAUAA
Messenger RNA from Myxocyprinus asiaticus (Chinese sucker), 2303 nucleotides. Its product is annotated as serine incorporator 1-like. The record is from RefSeq and is a predicted model, not a curated record. The coding region runs from base 98 to 1477 and encodes 459 amino acids. Gene Ontology annotation, cellular component: membrane. NCBI's taxonomy places the organism in Eukaryota, Metazoa, Chordata, Actinopteri, Cypriniformes, Catostomidae. The transcript is spliced from 9 exons.